UUUUAAAAGCAUUUUCUUACCCAAGGUGGACCGUAGACGGAUUUGACGGUUGCAAAAAUUUCGCAAUAUUUUCAAGAGACUUCUGUUCUUCCUACUGCUCAGUUCUCUGUGCAACUUCGCAUCUAUUGGCAGAAGGUGCAAAUUUCCACUGGAUUGGUUUUGCAGGAAGCUCUACUAAGACUAAAGCAUCUGAUAUAACUUUACUGAGAACAACCAAUGUAUCCUGGUGGGUAUACUAUUGAGGUAACUACCCUGUCUCCCAGAGCAACAGAAAAAGAUGUUCGUGACUUCUUCUCACAUUGUGGUGCUAUUGAACAUCUUGAAAUCAUCAGGUCUGGUGAAUAUGGAUGUACUGCUUAUGUGACAUUCAAAGAUUCUUAUGCUCUGGAAACUGCUGCCUUACUCAGUGGAGCCACAAUUGUUGAUCAACGUGUGUGCAUCACUCGUUGGGGAUCUUAUGUAGAUGAAUAUGAUCCUUUUAGUGAUGCUUCAUGGAGAAGAGCAGAUACUUCCACUGACUCGGUAUCUCAGAGCAACGCAUUUGUUUCUACCCCAGGAGAAGCUGUAACAGUGGCCCAAGAAGUUGUCACAACCAUGAUAGCCAAGGGUUACGAUUUAGGAAAGGAUGCAUUGAGUAGGGCGAAAGCUUUUGAUGAGUCUCAUCAUGUUUCAGCCACUGCAGCUGCAAAAGUAGCUGAGCUGAGCUAUAAAAUUGGGCUUACACCAAAACUUUAUGCAGGUAUGGAAGUUGUCAAGUCUGUGGAUCAGAGGUACAAUGUUUCUGAGACAACAAAAUCUGCUGCUUUGUACACUGGAAGAACAGCGGCUUCAGCUGCCACUGCUGUUGUUAACAGCAGCUAUUUCUCUAAAGGAGCUCUUUGGGUUUCUGAUGCUCUCAGCCGAGCAGCCAAAGCAGCAGCUGAUUUGGGUACUCAUGCUGGUAGUAAAUAAACAUGUCCUGUAUGUAAAAUUGUAUAGGCGUAUAGCAUUCCCAUAUUGGAUUGGAGGGAGUGCUAGUUAGUCAUCGUGAAUUGUGCAAAUGACACCUCCAUAUAUCCCUAGUCACCUUCAUAAAUCUACGAAAAACCACUUUUUAAGUGAAGGGAUUAUAUGAGAUGGCACCAUGAUACAUAUUUUUUUACAAAUCUCUCAUAUUUGAUUAAUGUUGGCUGAGCUGUGUGUGCAUGUUGAAAUACGAAGUACAAUUUCUUAUUUCUUAGUAAAUAUUACUUGUACCAUCAAAGUUGGACAAUCAGCGACACUUCAGAAUGUGCA
This is a messenger RNA of Chenopodium quinoa (quinoa), 1275 nucleotides long. Its product is annotated as binding partner of ACD11 1-like. The transcript has 5 exons. The record is from RefSeq and is a predicted model, not a curated record. Gene Ontology annotation, molecular function: RNA binding. Lineage: Eukaryota; Viridiplantae; Streptophyta; Magnoliopsida; Caryophyllales; Amaranthaceae. The coding region runs from base 217 to 951 and encodes 244 amino acids.